Molecule: messenger RNA, 1425 nt
Organism: Hemicordylus capensis (graceful crag lizard)
Lineage: Eukaryota; Metazoa; Chordata; Lepidosauria; Squamata; Cordylidae
Gene: ACOT13
Product: acyl-CoA thioesterase 13
Exons: 3
Coding region: 313-735 (140 amino acids)
Molecular function (GO): fatty acyl-CoA hydrolase activity
Source: RefSeq, a predicted model, not a curated record
CGAAGCAGAGGGGCGUGGUGGAUUCGAACGUUUGGUGGGUGGAACGCGGUGUAGCAAGUUUGCGGAGCCAGCCAGAGCAGGCGUGGAUCGGGCAUAGGAGGCGACGCUGUUCAAGGGGCACGUUGGUUGGUGCUCCUCCUCUCUUCCCUGGUAACGCUGAUUGCUUGCGGGUCCUUCCCUCUCGGAUGUUUUCGGCUGCUGCUUUGCAGACUACAGCGUCCUUGAGCUUCCACUGUCAGGGGUCAGCCUAGUCUCAAAGCUGCUGGAGUGAGUGGUUGCUUGACCAAGAAGAGGUGUGCCAAGUCGAGAUUCAUGAGUCACCUCACAAUCCAGUCCCUCCGCGAGGUGAUGAAAGCCGUUCUGGAGUCGCCCUGCUUUGAUAGGGUGUUAAAUAAGAUGACGGUUCUUUCUGCCAGCCCUGGGAAAGUUAUCUGUGAGCUGAAGGUGGAAGAAGAGCACACAAACAGAGGAGGAACUCUGCACGGAGGCCUCACGGCCACUCUGGUGGAUGUUGUUUCAACAGCGGCUUUACUGUACAGUGAAAGAGGAGCACCUGGAGUCAGUGUGGAUAUGAACAUUACGUAUAUGUCAGCAGCUAAGAUGGGAGAGGAAAUCCUGAUCACUGCUGAGAUUCUGAAGCAAGGAAGAACUUUGGCAUUUGCCAAUGUGGAUUUAACAAACAAGGCAACAGGAAAACUGAUAGCCCAAGGGAGGCAUACAAAAUACCUAGGAUAAUAAUGGAAAGAACUUAUCACUUUAUUUUUUUUUUAAAGCUUAGAGCACUAGAAGAGAAAAACAGUACAGGUUCUAAAAUAACACCAUGAAGUCAAAACACUAGAGGUAAAAUGUCACCAGUCCAAAUUGUGUUUAAUGUCCUGUCUAAACUCAAUUGGUGGACCCCAAUUCAGUGUGAUUACUAUUUGUAUGUAUGUUGUUGUAAGCCACUUCAGAAGUGAACAGAAUGGGAAUUGGGUUAUAAAUGUAAGAGUUCAGUCUUCACUUUAAAAAAGGCUUAUUGUUGAAUCCUGAAACACUUAAAGAUUGGGGAGAAGGGUACAAAGAACAGUUGGGUGGAACCUUCUUAUUUGAACUUAUGCAAGUUCUACAAUCUGAAACUUGGAGAUCCUUUGUGGGAGAAUUUUUAUACUGCUACCUAUUCUUCAGAGUCUGCAGCUGAUGCAGAUGACUUCCAUAUUGCUUCAUUCUGAAAAAGUGCUAGGAGCCCUGGAAUUGCUGUGCUCUGUACAUUGAAUCCAGUAUUGAAUGGAUGCCAGACUAAUUAAACUUAAACUUGUUCAUCCAUUAAUUUCUGGGUUAUUGAAUGGUAUUGAUUAUUCACUUAAGGUCAAGCAGGAAUGUUUUGCUAAAGGAAGUUCAGUGUGCUGAGAAUUCAGUUGAAAAUACAGUUUGGUUUUGUAAAACUUU